This is a messenger RNA of Cuscuta europaea, 13468 nucleotides long. Lineage: Eukaryota; Viridiplantae; Streptophyta; Magnoliopsida; Solanales; Convolvulaceae. The record is from the annotation of a GenBank genome assembly.
UUUUAUGCGAGAAUGUAGGACAGGAUUGUGAGCUAGCUGAACGGUGCUGAGAUUGUCACGGUAAAUUCUUGGAGUGAUAAAAGGAGCUUGAAGUUCUUUGAGUAGAAAUUGAACCCAUAAAAGUUCUGAUGUAGUAUCGGCUAGGCUUCUGUAUUCAGCUUCAGCUUCAGCUGAAGAUCUUGCUACCCUCAGUUGUUUCCUAGACCACCAGGAGAUAAUAUUAGAGCCUAGGAAAAUGCAUGACCCAGAAGUAGAUUUUCUAUCUGUAGGAUCUGAUGCCCAAUCAGCAUCACAGAAAGCUGAGAUUGGUAGAGGUAUUUUUGUCAAGGGAAGAGGUUUGAUGAUCAGUCCAUGAGUAAUAGUUCCACAUAGAUAUCUCAGUAUAUGUUUCACAGCUUUCCAGUGUUCUUGUAAAGGAUUAGCCAUGAACUGAUACACCUUAUUUACAACAUAGCUAAGUUCAGGUCUAGUUAGGGUAGCAUACCGUAGAAUUCCAACAACAGAUCUGUAAUGAGAGGGAUCAGGAAGAGGGUCACUCCCUUCAUUGGUAAGCUUACAGGUACUCACCAUAGGUGUUUUCACACCCUUAGAAUCUGUCAUUCCAACUUUGUGAAGAAGAUCUCUGAUGUAUUUGGCUUGUGAGAGGUGCAAACAACCAUUAGGAAGCUUUUUGACUUGGAUUCCUAAAAAGAAAUCAAUAUCUCCCGGGUGUUUGAGAGAAAAGGAACAGUGAAGGGUUUGAAUGAUGUGUUGGAUAACUGUGGAAUUAUUGCCAAUGACAAGAAUGUCAUCAACAUAGAUGAGGAUGUAAAUUUGGAUCCCAGGUUUAAGGUAUAUAAGAAGAGAAGGAUCACUCUUGCUCUGUUUGAAACCAACAUUGUAUAAGACUGAAGUGAGCUUGUGAAACCAAGCUCUUGGUAUACCGAUCAAGGCUUGGAGAAGUUUGGGAGAGAGGCGUCGAGUGGUUAACAAGUUUUUUCAACAUGAUUUGGAGAAACAACAAGAUGCCAACGAGUUGGAGGAAGAGUACUUUUAUCCCCUUAUUUAAGAAUAAAGGCAAUGUACAAGAAUGUGCCAACUAUCGAGGGAUUAAGCUUAUGAGUCACACCAUGAAACUUUGGGAGCGAGUGAUUGAGCAAAGACUUCGAAGAACUGUGAAGAUUUCAGAGAAUCAAUUCGCUUGUAUGCCUGGUUGCUCAACAACUUAGGCCAUUCACCUUCUUCGGCAACUUAUGGAGAAGUAUAGAGACGCUCAUAAGGAUCUGCAUUUCGGGUUCAUUGACUUAGAAAAGGCAUAUGAUAGGGUACCUCGAGAAGUUCUUUGGUGGGCCUUAACUAGGAAAGGCAUAUCACGCAAGUAUAUCACCAUCAUCAUGGAUAUGUAUGAGGAAUGUACUACAAGUGUCCAUACUAGUGUAGGGAGGACUGAAGAGUUCCCUAUUACUAUCGGAGUGCACCAAGGAUCGGCCUUGAGCCCUUUCUUAUUUGCCAUAGUCAUGGAUGAACUUACGAAGUCAAUUCAAGACGAUAUAGCGUGGUGCAUGUUGUUUGCCGACGAUAUUGUAUUGAUUGAUGAGACGCAAUCAGGUCUUAAAGCAAAGUUGGAAGUAUGGCGACAAACAUUGGAGAAUAAGGGUUUCAAACUAAGUCGGAGCAAGACAGAGUACAUGGAGUGCAAGUUUGGUGGAGGUAGAAGCAGUGGUAAUAGCGGAAUUACUCUGGAUGGUAAGGAGAUACCAGUCAUUGAUAUGUUCCUUUACUUGGGCUCCAUAAUUCAGAAGGACGGUGAGUUAGAUGGAGAUGUAUCCCAUAGAAUCAGAACAUGGUGGAUGAAGUGGAAGAGUGCGUCAGGAAUUCUAUGCAACCGAGGUAUGCCGACUAGACUGAAGGGUAAAUUUUAUAGGACAGCAAUUAGGCCUGCAUUACUGUAUGGCGUAGAGUGUCGGGCGGUGAAGCAAUGCCACAUUCAAAAGAUGAGUGUGGCAAAGCUACGUAUGUUGCGUUUGAUGUGUGGACAUACCAUAAAAGACCGCUUGAGGAAUGAGACAAUCAGACAAAGGGUGGGAGUAGCACCUAUUGAAGAUAAGAUGCGGGAGUCACGGCUACGGUGGUUUGGUCAUGUGCGUAGAAGAUCGAGUGAUGCACCUAUCAGACGAAUUGAGAUGUGUGGAUCAGAGGCAGGGAAGAGAGGGAGAGGAAGACCCAAACAGGCGUGGGUUAGGGGAGUUCGAAGUGAUAUGCUUCUUCUGGGGUUGGAUGAGGGCAUGACUUUGGAGAGAACUAAGUGGAGGGCGGGUAUUCGCGUGAAGGAGUGAUCUCGUAUAAUCUUUUUCCUUCAUCUUUUUUCCUUGUUUUUUAUCCUUAUAUAUAUAAGCAUUAUUUGUAGCCUUUUUAUUUUAUAAUUUUUAUGUAUAUUCAUCUCUUUUUAUAUUAUCUUUUUAUAAUAGCUUAUCUUUUUUAUCUUUAUUUUCUUUCUUUUCCUUUUGGUUGUGAUAUCAUGUAUCGAUUCAUGUUAGCCAACCCCAAUAUCUUUUGGGACUAAGGCUUGGACGUUUUUGUUGUUGUAAUGAUACGCUUUCGUUCCUUGUUCAUUUUCACCUUCUUAUAUGCUUAUGGUUUCAUGAAUGUAUGUCUGCAUCACGAGUGGACCGAGGGCUAAGCACUUAGGACUUAGAAAAUUUUCUAAGUGAUGUUUACCACUAGGCCCUCGGUUGGAAUCUCCUUUUAGUCGUGUGGACAUAGCCAUUUCAAGGGUAAUGUUAUGAACAUGCCCUCAGCUGAUAUCAUCCCUUAGUAUGUGAUGCCCUUGAUUUGUAUUAGUCUUGGGCAAAGUCUCCCUUAGCAGGGUAUGAUGGUGCCGGGGGCACUUAAUUCAUGGACUUAAAAAAUGUGAAAGACAUUAUAGAAUAUUCUUUAGAAUAUGUUUUAGAAUAUUCUUCUAUCUUUAGAAUAUGCUUUAGAAUAUUUUAGGAAUAUACUCUAGGAUAUUAUUAUUGUAUAGAAUCUUAAAGGAAUAUUCUAUCUUUGUAAUGUAUAUAUAUAUGGGCUUGACCCUCCAAUGAAAGACACACAAAAAUCAUUCUUCUCAUUACUAUUCUAUCUUUAAUUCUUACAACAUGGUAACAGAGCAAUCUGUUCCAGUUUAGCUUAGCAGUAUUUUCAGAAUCUCAGUUCAUGCCUCAGCCAGAACCUUAGCCCAAAAUUCAGAACCUCGGUCCAAAAUCCACAGUUUCACAGAGCAUCACCUCUACCCUAAGCAGUCACACCUUCCGCCGCCGACCUUACACUCGAAAUCCGCAGGCCACACGCGCCGUCAGAGGACCUCGCAGACCUAAUCGCAGACCCAAUCGCCGGAGAAUCCAUCGGAACUAUUUUCCGGUGUCUUGAACGGUAUUAUCUUUCUGUGACUUUGCUUAUUAAGUAACAACGACAUUCAAGGAUAGUAUUUUGGUCGCUGUAAGUUUACUUAAUACAUAGCAUCUUAUUUCUGCAAUUAAAAAAAAAGGUCAAAAAAAAGUCAAAAAAAAAUGCAUGGUUCUGAUACAGACACUUCCACCGUACAACAUGCUCAGCCUUUGGUAGUUUCCGAAGUUAUUCCCAUUAAUUUUAAAAUUACUGAGAAUAAACUUUGUGGCUCUAACUAUCUUGAAUGGAGUAAAACUAUCAAACGUUAUUUACGAAGCAUUGAUAAAUACACCCACUUAGUUGAUGACCCGCCAAAGGAGGAGAUUGAUAGAGUUGCUAAUGCUGUCUGGCUUCGUGAUGAUUCUAGAUUAUUUAUCCAGAUUCAGAACUCCAUGGAGAAUGACGUCAUGGGGUAUGUUAGUCAUUGUGAUACUGUGAAAGAACUCUUUGAUUAUUUGGAAUUUAUGUAUUCUGGCAAAGGUAAUCUUAACCACAUCUAUGAGGUGUGCAAAGCCUUUUACAGGGCAGAAAUGAAAGAUAAGCCUCUCACAUCUUAUUUUAUGGAUUUCAAGAAAACGUAUGAAGAACUUAAUACCUUAAUGCCCUUUAGUCCUGAUAUCAAAGUGCAGCAGAAACAACGCGAACAAAUGGCAGUCAUGAGCUUUUUGGCCGGUCUUACGUCUGAUUUUGAAACAGCCAAAUCACAUAUCCUAUCUAGUGAUGUGGUCUCUUCUCUUCAAGAUGCUUUCAGUAGAGUGCUUCGCACUGACACUUCAUCCACAUCAUCGGCACCUCAGCCAAGCAAUGCUUUUGUAGGGCAAGUCUCAACAUUCCCCAAUGGAGGUGAGAAGUGGCCACGCACAGGACCGAUUGGCAAAGGAGUAGUAUGCAACUACUGUAAGAAACCCGGACACUUGAUCAAAGAUUGUCGAAAGCUAAAGUUCAAAAAUCAAGGAAAUCAAGUCGCUCACAUUGCUUCCGCUACACAGCCAUCUAAUGGAUCCAUCAUUAUGUCUUCGGAGGAAUAUGCCAAAUUCCUAGGUUACCAGGAGGCUCUAAAGCAUUCAUCUACUCCUAUCUCAGCUGUAGCUAAUUCAGGUAAUCCAAACACAUGUCUUGUAUCUUCAUCCUCAAAAUGGGUUAUCGAUUCAGGAGCAACAGAUCAUAUGACAGGUAAUCCUAGUCUUUUUUCCUCAUUCCACACACCUCUUCAUACUUCUAGUGUGACUUUGGCUGACGGAUCUACGUCACCCGUUCUUGGUACGGGUACAAUUGUCCCAACAUCUACCUUACCUUUGUCACCCGUCCUACGUCUUCCAAAUUUUGCUUUCAAUUUGAUUUCGAUCAGCAAAAUCACACGUAAACUUAAUUGUUCCGUAACCUUUUUUCCUAGAUAUUGUGUAUUUCAGGAUCUGUUGACGAAUCAGGUUAUUGGUAAAGGAUAUGAGUCGGCCGGUCUCUAUGUAAAACUUGAGAUUUAAUUUAAAUGGAUUAAUAGUACUACUCAUACCAACAGAGGUGCAUCUCCUUUUAAGGGAGCUCAUCACCCAAGAACUCCAAAGUUAAGCGUGCUUGCACAGGAGUAGUCUUGGGAUGGGUGACCCCCUGGGAAGUUUCUCAGGGCGCGCACGAGUGAGGACAAAGUGCGCGGUAAAGGCUUGUGGUGGUUUGUGAGGACAGUACUAGAGGUCAGAAGUAACUACCUCAGGGCCUGUGGGGUCGGGGUGUUACAGGUGGUAUCAGAGCAACCCUGCGACAGUGUGCUGAUCCGUUGGAUAUCGGGCGGGCACUUAGUAGGGGAAAAGAUUCUGGGAUAUGAUUGAGAUUGGUUUAUGGGCGCAACGAGGACGUUGCGUUCCUAAGUGGGGGUGAUUGUAAAACUUGAGAUUUAAUUUAAAUGGAUUAAUAGUACUACUCAUACCAACAGAGGUGCAUCUCCUUUUAAGGGAGCUCAUCACCCAAGAACUCCAAAGUUAAGCGUGCUUGCACGGGAGUAGUCUUGGGAUGGGUGACCCCCUGGGAAGUUUCUCAGGGCGCGCACGAGUGAGGACAAAGUGCGCGGUAAAGGCUCGUGGUGGUUUGUGAGGACAGUACUAGAGGUCAGAAGUAACUACCUCAGGGCCUGUGGGGUCGGGGUGUUACACUCUAUCUCUUGGAUACAUCCUUACCCAAAUCAAUCUCUUGUCUUGGAAUUGGAACUGUGUUAGAGGCUCACUAUCGACUAGGUCACCCUUCUCUUCCGUUGUUAAAGAAGCUUUAUCCUCAAUUCAAUAAGGUGUCAUCUUUACAGUGUGAUUCGUGUCAAUUUGCAAAACAUCAUCGAAGUAGUCUAAGUCCUCGAGUCAAUAAACGAGCACAUGCUCCUUUUGAACUGGUUCAUUCUGAUGUUUGGGGUGCUUGCCCUGUUGUGUCCAAAUCUGGUUUUAAAUAUUUUGUUACCUUUGUUGAUGAUUAUUCUCGUAUGACUUGGAUUUAUUUCAUGAAACGUCGUUCCGAGUUAUUUUCUCAUUUUUGUGCCUUUUGUGCUGAAAUCAAAACUCAAUUUAAUGUACAUGUUCGUAUUUUAAGGGGAGACAAUGCUCAAGAGUAUUUGUCUGCCUCAUUUAAGUUGUAUAUGGCUCAACAUGGCAUAAUUCAUCAAACUUCAUGUGUAGACACACCUCCCCAAAAUGGAGUUGCUGAACGAAAGAACAGACAUCUAUUAGAAACUGCGCGGGCUCUUCUAUUCCAAAUGAAUGUGCCAAAACAUUUUUGGGCAGAUGCUGUGUCUACCGCAUGUUUUUUGAUCAAUCGAAUGACAUCUACUGUUUUAGAUGGUAAAACUCCAUAUCAGUGCCUAUUUCCAAAUAAUGAAAAUUUUCCUAUUCCUCCUAAAGUUUUUGGUUGCACUUGUUUUGUACGAGAUGUUAAUCCCCAUUUAACAAAGUUAGAUCCCAAGUCAUUAAAGUGCAUUUUCUUAGGCUACUCUCGAGUUCAAAAGGGGUAAAGAUGUUUUUCUCCAAGUACAGGUCGGUAUAUUGUUUCAAUUGAUGUCUUCUUUUAUGAAAAUACACCAUUUUCAUCAACAGACACAAAUAUCUGUAGGGAGAAUGAUGGUAUACUCAUUUACACAGUCACUAUACCCGAGUCCAAUACUUCAGCAGUUCUUCCCCAUGUUACUUUUCCUGAGCCUAGGCCUCCGAUACACUUGGUAUACACCCGUCGACACAAAGUGCAAGAUCACCCUCCACCUGUGGUUACUUCUCCUGAUACUGAUCCGAUGUCAUAUCCUGAACCGACACCUGCAUCUUCAGAUCCUGUCUCUACAUCAGAUCUUGAUCUCCCCAUCGCACUACAUAAAGGUACACGGUCUUGUACUCAUCCUAUUUCUUCAUGUGUGUCGUAUAAUCAGUUAUCAUCUGCCUCAUGUUCUUUUAUUGCUUCCAUUGAUUCUAUUUCUGUUCCCAAAUCUGUUAAAGAUGCUUUGUCUCAUCCUGAUUGGCGUCAUGCCAUGGUAGAGGAAAUGAAUGCUUUGGAUCUUAAUGGUACCUGGGAUUUGGUAGACUUGCCUACAAGUAAGAAGUCUAUAGGAUGUAAGUGGGUCUUUGCUGUAAAGGUUAACCCUGACGGAUCCGUUGCUCGAUUGAAAGCCCGAUUAGUUGCGAAGGGUUAUGCUCAAACCUAUGGCGUUGAUUAUUCUGACACAUUUUCUCCUGUUGCUAAAUUAACAUCUGUGAGAUUACUUAUUUCUCUCGCAGCAACUCAUGGUUGGCACUUACAUCAAUUGGACAUUAAGAAUGCAUUCUUGCAUGGUGAUCUUCAGGAGGAAGUUUAUAUUGAGCAACCUCCGGGGUUUGUUGCUCAGGGGGAGUAUGGGAAAAUUUGUCGACUUCGCAAGUCUCUUUAUGGUUUGAAACAGAGUCCCCGUGCAUGGUUCGGGAAAUUCAGCCAAUCAAUUGAACGAUUUGGGAUGAUAAAAGGCAAAUCAGAUCACUCUGUAUUUUACAGACAAACGAAAACAGGUAUUACAUUGCUUGUGGUGUAUGUCGAUGACAUUGUGAUUACAGGGAGUGAUAAUACAGGUAUUUUGGCCCUAAAGAAUUUUCUUCAUAGUCAAUUCCAGACGAAAGAUUUGGGCUCAUUGAAAUACUUCUUGGGAAUUGAGGUUACACGGAGUAAGAAAGGCAUAUUUCUAUCUCAACGUAAAUAUGUGCUUGACUUACUAACUGAAACAGGGAAAUUGGGGGCAAAACCAAGCAGUACUCCCAUGAUUCCCAAUGUACAACUCACUCAUGAAGGUAUGUCAUUCGAAGAUCCGGAAAGAUAUAGACGGUUGGUUGGAAAACUUAAUUAUCUCGCAGUUACCCGUCCAGAUAUUGCAUACUCAGUGAGUGUAGUAAGUCAAUACAUGUCAUCUCCGACAGUGGAUCAUUGGAAUGUUGUAGAGCAUAUAUUAUGUUACUUGAAGGGGACACCGGGAUGAGGUAUUGUUUAUCAGAAUCAUAAUCACAUGAGAAUAGAAUGCUCUGCAGAUGCUGAUUGGGCUGGAUCUAAAGAUGAUAGAAGAUCCACAUCUGGCUAUUGCGUCUUUGUUGGUGGUAAUCUCGUCUCUUGGAAAAGUAAGAAGCAGAAUGUGGUUUCUCGUUCGAGUGCUGAAUCAGAAUAUCGGGCUAUGGCACAAUCGGCAUGUGAGAUAAUAUGGAUAAACCAUUUAUUGAGUGAAAUGGGAUUGAAGACACCAAUGCCUGCAAAACUCUGGUGCGAUAACCAAGCUGCUAUACACAUUGCCAACAAUCCAGUGUUUCAUGAGAGAACAAAACAUAUUGAGAUCGAUUGUCACUUUGUUCGAGAAAAGAUACAACAAGGAUUGAUCUCUACAGGGCAUGUGAAGACUGGAGAGCAACUUGGAGAUUUGUUCACUAAAGCACUAAAUGGAAUUCGUGUUGGUUACUUAUGUAACAAGUUGGGCAUGAUAAAUAUUUAUGCUCCAACUUGAGGAGGAGUGUGAAAGACAUUAUAGAAUAUUCUUUAGAAUAUGUUUUAGAAUAUUCUCCUAUCUUUAGAAUAUGCUUUAGAAUAUUUUAGGAAUAUACUCUAGGAUAUUAUUAUUGUAUUGAAUCUUAAAGGAAUAUUCUAUCUUUGUAAUGUAUAUAUAUGGGCUUGACCCUCCAAUGAAAGACACACAAAAAUCAUUCUUCUCAUUACUAUUCUAUCUUUAAUUCUUACAACAAAAAAUUUCCAUUGAGUUUGCAACUAGCAGCCCUCUGUAGAAAUGCGGAGUUAGUGAACCUCUGUCUUACUCGUAGACUAGGAGCCUCCGGUGUGGAUUGUGGUGCUUGAGGCUAUAGGAGUGUGGAUUUAGGAAAUUUGAGCUCAUGUCUGUGAGCAGACGCCUUCGAUAAUAUAUAGUAGGUGCCCUCGAUCCUUGUUGAGCAUAUGAGCUCUCGGCAUUGAUGAAUCCCAAAGUGUGGACUUAGGAAUUCUGUAGCCCAAUCACCUCAUAGUAGGCCCCCUCGAUCCAUGUUGCCUACUUGAAGGCUAUCCUACAGGAGCCUUCGGUCCAUUUGUAGGAUUAGGGCCUUUGGUGUUGAAUGAUGCCGGAGGCUGCCAGAGUGUGGACUUAGCCAAUUUUUGGUAAUACUUUUUGAAUAGGAUUUGAAAGCAAUCUUCUUUUUGGCCGCCGAAGGCUGUUCCAUUGUAAAAUUGGUACUCCUUGAUUGCUCGUUGAGUCUACUCCCUUCACCCCUCCCUUUUUGGAAUCAUGAAGGGAAGGCUUCAAAAAACUUGGUUUCUUAGUAAGGCUUGGCCUAUGCGGGAGGCAACGGAACAAACCGUCGGCUCCCCCCUCAAUUUACCUUCUGAGAUCCCGAGGGGUUUGAGGGUCGUUUCCUCGGCCUGAGACAUCGUCUGUUGUAUGCCUCCCCUUGAGGGAUGGAGCGGAAAGCGCCUCGGUUUUGAAAGUCGUCCCCUCAGCCCGAGACAUAGUAUGUUGCCUGCUUAACCUUGGGGGAUAGCGUGGGGAGUGUUUCGUUUUUGAAAGUCGAAUCCUGGGCCCGGGACAUGGUCCGUUGCCUGUCUCCCCUUGGGGAUGGCGCGGAAGCGUUUCAGGGAAGGGUUUUAUUUGUGUGUGAAACACAAAUGGCCGGGGGUACUUGGUAUUGUACCCCUGGUCUUUUUUUUUAAAGUAUGCAUGAGUAUGCACAAUGCAUGUAUGAAGGCGCCCUCGAGGGGAACGGCUUCAAAACACUUGGUGUUUUUAAGAGUUUAAGGGCGUAUUAUGCGUAUCUUGCACUUGAUACUUUUGUAGCAUGUUGCGUUUUUAGCCUCAUGAAAGGAAGAGGCAUUGGGUCGUUCAUCGCCUAUACUGGUGAGUGAUGAGGGCUUGGCCGCUCAUUCGUACUUAGUACUCUAUGUUUGAACACAUUCAUUCUUUUGAAGGGGCCUUGGGCCGUUUGUGAAAUACACAGGUGAUGAGGGCUUCGCCGCUCGUAUAUUAUUGAUAGAAUUUGACUAAGUGAUGUAUGUUCCAAUGCCCGGGGACUUCGGUCCCGUUGGGGUGCUUCAACUUGUAUGUUCAUGGUUUGAUGAUGGUCGUGACGAUGUAUGGCCCUUCGAACUUUGGUGCCAUUUUGCCGCCUUCGGUGGGCUGACUGGCCUCCUUCCUUUGGAGGACGUAGUCCCUCACUUGAAAUUCUCGGGAACGGACCUUGGCGUCGAUGUAUCCCUUUACUUUCCGUCUGUAGUUUUCCGCCCGCAUGAAGGCCUGCUCUCGACGCUCGGAUAUGAGGUGAAGGUCGAGGGCCAUGUUGGCGUCGUUGACCUCAGGUUCGUAUUGAUCUACCCUUCGGGUGGGGAGAGUUACCUCAGUGGGAGCCUUGGCUUCGAAUCCAUAGCACAGGGAGAAAGGUGUUUCGCCUGUUGCUCGCCUAGGGGUGGUGCGUUAGACCCACAGGAUGUUGUGGAGUUCUUCUACCCAGUCUCCCCUUUCGGCUUCCAGCUUCUUCUUUAGCCCUUCCAGCAGAGUUCGGUUGGCGUUCUCCAUUUGUCUGUUGCCUUGGGGGUAGGCAACUGAUGAGAAGGUGUGUUUGAUGCCCCACGCCUCUAGGAGGGCGUGGAAGGGAGCUGCCUCAAAGUGAGUUCCAUUGUCGGAGAUGCUGGCGAGGGGCUCUGCUUCCACCCACUUGGUGAAGUAGUCUAUGGCCACAAUGAUGUACCUGUUGUUAGAGGUACCCCUCGGCAAAGGGCCUACCAGGUCGAUGCCCCAUCUGGAGAAGGGUAUGACGGUGCUGAUGGGGGCGUAGUUGACUGUUGGUCUGUCGGGGGCCUUCUGAAAGUGUUGGAAUGCGAUGCACCUUCGGGCAAGAUUUGCACAAUCCCGGGCCAUUGUGGGCCAGAAAUAGCCCUAAACUAUGAGCCUUCGAGACAUGGAGAAGGGUCCCUGGUGAGCCGAGCACUUGCCACUGUGCACUUCCUCCAUCGCGACAUCGGCCUCAUCUUGAUGAAGGCACCGGAGUAAGGUGCUGUUGUAGGAUCUUUUAUAGAGCUUCCCGUUCUCGAUAGUGUAGCUGGGGGCCCUCAGCUUCGCUAGUUUUGCGCGGGCCUCAUCCUCGGGCAGCUACCCUGCGGUGGUGAAAGUGAUGAUGUCGGAGAUCCAAUCCUCCAACCUUACACGCAAGUCCAUGAUGGGGCUCGCGUGUAUGCUUGAGAGGCUAAGUUCUUCAAUCCUCGCGAUCUUGGAGAGGUGCUCCGGAGAUUCAUCCGAGAGUUUCUACAAAAUGUCGGCCUCAUAGUUUUGAGUCCUCGGUAUCUGAGUGAGAGAGUGCGCCUCAAAUACCUUAAGCAACUCCUUGACCGUUUCUUUGUAUUGCUUCAUCCUUCCUUCCUUCGCCUCAUAUUCGCCAGAAAGUUGGCCGACCACUAACUUGGAAUCACACUUUACAUGGAUCAUCCUUGCCCUGAGGUUGGCCGCUAGCCGAAGGCCACAGAGGAGGGCUUCAUACUCCGCUUCGUUGUUGGAAACUUUGAAGGAGAAGCGGAUGGCAUAGUAGGCGCGGAAGCCUUCGGGUGUGAUGAGAACUACGCCUCCCCCGCAUGCCUUUGAUGUCGAGGAGCCGUCUGUUUAGAGGGUCCACCACUGAUCCAAAGGUGUCGGGGGUUCUUCGUCCACUGCUGAUCUUGUCGUGCACUCCGUAACGAAGUCCGCCAGGGUUUGGCGCUUGAUGGCGGGCCUCGGACGGAUGUCUAUAUCGUAUUGGCUGAGGAAGAUGGCUUAUUUCACCAUUCUGGAGGAGCUGGUGGGGCUCCUCAUGAGAGCGCCGAGAGGUUGGUGCGUGAGCACUUGUAAUGGGUGAGCUUGGAAGUAGUGCCCUAGCUUUUUGACAGUCCAAACGAUGGCUAGCACCGUUUUUUCCACGGGGGAGUACCUGAGUUCUACCUCCCUGAGGGUAUUGCUGACGUAGAAGAUGGCAUGUUGGAUGUCGUUUUCCUCCCGGAUGAGCACUGAGCUGAUGGCGGCAGGGCUAGCGCCAAGGUAAAGAUAUAGGGUUUGUCCCACCUUAGGUUUUGAGAGCACAGGGGUGAAGAUAAAUACUGUUUCAAUUCGUCGAAGGCCUCCUGGCACUCUGAUGUCCAUUCGAAGUCGGCUGUCUUCCUCAUGAUUUGGAAGAAGGGAAGGGCUUUCUCCGCUGAUUUGGAAAGAAAGCGGUUUAGGGUUGUCAGGUGACCCGUCAACCUUUGUACUUCCUUGACGUUGCGUGGGGGCUCCAUGUUGAUGAUGGCCUGGAUUUUAUCGGGGUUGGCCUUGAUACCCCUUCGGCUCACCAUGUAGCCUAAGAACUUCCCUCCUUGCACGCCGAAGGUACAUUUCUUUGAGUUUAACCGAAGGUUAAACUUCUGCAUGAUGGCGAAUAUCUCCCGGAGGUCAUCAGUAUGGCUUGAUGCUCGCUUACUUUUGACGAUCAUGUAAUCAACAUAAGCCUCCAUGGUGCGCCCUAGGACGGCUUGAAAGACUCUGGCCACCAUCCGGGUGUAAGUGGCACCUGAAUUCUUCAGGCCGAAGGCCAUAACCAGAUAGCAGAAGAUGCCUUUGGGUGUCAUGAAGGUUAUCUUUUCCGCGUCUUCCUCGGCAUGUAGAUCUGGAGAUACCCGCGGAAAGCAUCGAGAAAUGACAUGAUUUCACAGCCUGCUGUCUCAUCUACCAAUUGAUCAAUGUUUGGUAAAGGGAAAGGAUCCAUAGGGCAUGUCUUAUUCAAGUCGGUGUAGUCCACACACAUGCGGAAGGUUGGUGGCUUAUGUGCAAGGACCACAUUAGCCAUCCAUGAGGGGUAUUUCACCUCCCGGAUGUGUUUGAUGGAGAGGAGCAUGGAAACCUCCUUCUUCACGAAGUCCCUCCUAUCGGCCGAGAGGGGCCUUCUUAUCUGUUGUACUGGUUUGGCCGAAGGGUCCACCGUCAGGCGGUGAGUGAUGACCCUUCGGUGGAUCCCCAUGCAAAAACAAUGGAGUUGGCACGGAGGGCUUCGGUGAUGCCGGUCUUCAAGUCUUCGGGGAGCUUGGCUCCAAUCUUCAAGACUCUCUCCGGCUUGGUCGGAUCGAGUACAAAGUCUUCUGUCUCUUCGGCAGACUCAGCCCUCGGCCUGCCUUCUUCCUCGUUCAAGGCGGCGAUGAUUGUAUCAACGCGCAGUUCAAUUUUACUAACCUUCUUUGUGAGUUGAAGGUAGCAAGCCCAAGAGAGCUUUUGAUUCCCCCUCGAGUAACCAAUGCCACUGGGUGUGGGGAACUUGCGGCAGAGGUGCCUCAUGGAGAUGACGGCAUCCAAAUCCUCGAGGGCGGGUCGUCCGAGGAUGUUGUUGUGGACGCAGUCAAAGUUGACGACGACGAAUUCCACUUCGAGCUUGGCCCUAUGGAAUCCGUCGCCGAAAUCAACCAUCAAAGAAAUGACGCCCUCGGCGUAGAUGGUGUCCCCUAUGAACCCGGAGAGAGGUGUUUGGAUCCGCCGAAGAGAUCCCAUAUCGAGCUCCAGCUCCCGAAAAGUACUGAGAUACAUAACGUUGACAGAGCUACCUGUGUCAACAUAGGUACGGAGGAU